AUUUUUAGAAAAAUAACUUGAUUAUUUUUAAGCUAAUAAUAUAAUAAGUAAUCAAUAUAAACUUAAAAGGGGGUAUACUAUGCUUAGUAGCGAAAAUACUAAGGUUCAGUAUAAUUCUGAUAAAUUGAAGAAAGAAAUGGCACCUGGUCAAGGUGUUCAAUUAGCAGCAAGUAUAGAUAAUAACAGUGAUAGUGCUACGCCGAUUAUAAAGAAGGAUGAGAGUACAAGGACUGAAGAAGUUAAAGGUGAUAUAAGUAAUCAGGCAGCUGCAAAAAAAGACCAUCCCAGUCGAUUAACCACGGAUGUUGAUGCUUUAUUUAAAGCUCUUGAAGAUAAUAAGGUUAUUUUCCGCAAUUCAGAAUCAAAGGAAAAGCUAAAAAAAGCAUUCAAGGAAGCAAAAGACUACGACUCACUGAUUAAAAGAGCCGGAAGUAAGCGAGUGGAGAUUUACAUAAAUGCCUUUCGUUAUAAAGGAUUUAAUCGGCAUAUAAGUGAAUCAUUAAUAAAAAGCUGUGAAGAGUCUGUAACCAAGGCUGUAGAAAUUGCGGAUAAAUAUUUUGGAGGUGGGCGUAGCGAUUACUACACAAAGAGCAAAGAUAAUAAGCUGAAUAUUUUGAGCGUUUUUCUUGCUAGCGAUGUAAGUGAACCAACAAAAAUUAAUGAUCUUUUGAAAAAAGAAAAAGGCAUAGAUAAAUUAAGAGUAUAUCGCCUAGGGAAGAAAGAAGUAGUUGUUAGUAGAUCUAAAAAGGAUGAUAUUAACAUAAGGAAUUAUAACUUUAAAGAAGUGCAGGCUAUGAAAUGACAAUUAUAUGAGCUGUAAAAACCAAAAGUGGGAUUUCAAUACUCACUAUGAUUGUGGGCGUGGAUAAGAGUGGUAUCACUAAAGUUUAUAGUUGUGCGCAGGAUGAUGAGAGGAUGAAUAAUCCAAAUAUAAAAAAUAUAUUAUAUUUGAGGGGGCAAAAUCAAGAGUUAUCUAUUAAUGGCAAGUCUCUACAUGAGAUGCACAAAUUGUUUGUUAUGGGAGGGAAUAGUGAAACUUUGGUACAAAAACCUAUAACUAAUUGCGCAGUAAAAAGUCUUCAACUAACCAAUAAUUUACAAAGUAAUACUGCCACU
Molecule: messenger RNA, 1116 nt
Organism: Cinara cedri
Lineage: Eukaryota; Metazoa; Arthropoda; Insecta; Hemiptera; Aphididae
Source: the annotation of a GenBank genome assembly